Messenger RNA from Rhopilema esculentum, 4573 nucleotides. NCBI's taxonomy places the organism in Eukaryota, Metazoa, Cnidaria, Scyphozoa, Rhizostomeae, Rhizostomatidae. The record is from RefSeq and is a predicted model, not a curated record.
GCCAAUUAAUCCGUUUUCAGGGUUCUCUGAAUAGGAAAAGGGCAAAUGAAUGGAAAUUUUAGGGGAGCGAUUCUCCCUUCAUGUUCUGUUUAGGAGAGCAAUUCAUAGCUCGCCUCAGGUUGCGAGGGGAGCGUGGAGGCGAGCGCGAGCUAUCGCUCGCCUCAAACGGCCAGGCCUGAUUGUAGCUAUGGUUCUCUAUAUCUGAUAUCUUUUUGCAUUGAUUUUUUAUCAAAAUUUUCAUCAAAUGGGUUAAGAAAAUAUUUCAUGUUGAAUACAAAGCUGCUGGCAAACUUUUCAUGUAUCUCCACAUUUUGAUGUACACAAUUAACAUCCUUCUACCUCAGCUAUCUCGUUUUUUACAGGGAAUCUCAAGCCAAGCAGCAGCUGUUGUUUCUCAGCCUAGUUUGCAACCAUUUGUCAGUAUUCCUGUAGAAGCACAAAUAGCAAAAUCAAUACCGGACACAAACCUAUUCCCAGUUCAACAAGCAAAUUUGCUAUCUGCCCCAGACUCAUCCUUCCAAGAGCAUGUUAGAAUGUUCAAAGAAAUGAUCAGUGAAAAGCGAAUGGGAUCUCCAAUGAAGGAUGCCCAGAAAAAGAAAACCAAAAGAGAUAAAUCUCCAGUUCAUUCAAGCGACUCAGAAUUUGACGAAAUUCUGGGGACUUAUGAAUCAAGGCAGAAAAAGGAUAAGUCUUACCAGACAUUCAAAAAGGAAAGAAGGGACCGAAAGGGGAGGACUGUCGCCCCCUCCAAAGGCAGACAGUAUGCUGAUAACAGAUACAAAACAAGGGAGGAUGAAGAGAGAAGAAUUCGGCAGGAAAAGUCUAGACAAGAUAGAGAUUCAGAGGAGAGAAGAAAGAACCGGGCAAAGAGAAAAGAAGAAAAGGAAAGAAGAAGGAAACAAAAAGAGAAAGAGAAAAAGAGGCAGGGCAAAAAGUCGAAAAAGGAGAAAGAGGAGAAAGAAGAGAAGGGGGAAGAAAAUGAUGAUCUUGGCGAAUUAUCUUCAGAUGACUUUGAGUUAGUGGCAGAUUCAGAAGAAGAGAAGAACUCACAGGAAAGCGAGGGAGAAGAACGCGCUGCUGGAGAGAACAGCAGCAACGACAACAACAAAACCGAGAAUUCUGAAGAUAAAGCUGAAACAACAUUGGAAGAAAAAAAUGCAAUACAAUUAGAUGGAGACGUUAUGAAGGAUGUUACAGAGAGCACUGCUUUGGAGAUAAGUGGUGAAGAGAAGGAGAACGAAGGAAAAGGUUUCGGAUUUCAUAUCAAGAGUUACGAAGAAAUUUUGCGAGAAAAAGCGUUAAGAAAUAUGCUAGAACGAAGACAGGCAAUGGAGAAACAGAACAAGGAGGAAAAACCGCCAGUUUCAAACAAGGAAGUAGCAAAGAAUGCAGUUUCAAACACGCCAAAAGAGAAACAGUUGAAAGCCAAAGAAAAUGAUGAAAACGAAAUUAAAGAAGAAUCGCCUGCACUAAAAGGAAAGGCAGUCAUACCUACAUCAAAAACUGAAAACGAUACCAAAAUUGAUCCUUCGAUUGACGAUGAUUAUGAUGAUGACGAGGAUGUAGGUGGAACGGCACUGAGAAGCCAAGUUGUGAAGGUCAGUGCUGCGAAGGAGGCUGAUCAGGCUGGUAGUACUACAAACGCAGAAGAUCAGAAAUCAUCAAAGACCCUUAAGGUUGUGAGGAGAGUAGCUGUGAAGGUGAAACAGAAUGAUGCUGCGCCGCAGACUUAUCCAAAGCAGGUGAAGGACAGAAAAUCAGUGGAGAUAUACAAACCCCCACCUGCUUCCACGGUCGUAGCUGUGCAAUCUAAACCCCUGUCCUCGGAUCGUAAUGGGGCAGCUACAAUCGACGAAACAAAGGACAUCUCUAGACCAAAGUUGCAGCGAUUGCAAACAGCAAGAGAAAUUAAUCAAGAAAAGGUAGCUGGAAAAGAAUCGAAUAUCGAGGCGGCCUCACCUGGUGUCAAAGUAAAGUCUUUUUCAGAGAUUAUGGAAGAAAAAAGAGCGAGAAGGCUGAAAAGAUUUGGCGAAGGUUCUGCUUCGGGAAAUUCUGGAUUAAAACGAAAGCUAAAAGCUAAACAUGAAAGUCUUGAGAAGACAAAAAGACGAAAUUCGAAUGAAGCUGCUAAAACAGACGUUUCCAAAUUAGCAUCUUCGAAAGAAAGUACAAGAACCCUUAAAGACAGUAAAGAGAGGGUUUCGGCUGAAGAUGUUUCGAAAACAGAUCGCACUUUCGACAAAUCAAGGACUAGUUUCGAAGCAGCGGAAGGACCAAAUGCCGCGAAACCAAAAAUUCUUAAACGGAGUAAUAGUAAAACAGAAUCGAAGAAAAAGAGUGGCGGGGAACAGUUACGAAAAGUCGAUAAAAAGGAAGCUGGAUUAUCAUUGAAAUCUUCACGGCCUUUGGGCAAUCGCAAGGAAACAACUAAAAGUUUGAAAUCUCCUAUCCUUAAACAACAGAAAGUUAAGAGAGAGGAGGAAAACAAAAAUGACGAUUUUGAUUUUGACGAUCUCGAUGCUAUUGAUUUAGAUAUUGGUGUUGAAGUUGAAGAUUUGCCAGAACUAAGCUCGCACGAGGAAAAUAUUAUUAGCAGUCCAAAGGCUGGGAAGGAAGAUGAAUCAGACAAUGUAGUCUCUCAAGCCAUGGAUGAUAUCAGAGAAGCUGUAAACGUCGAACUGAAGAAGAAAGAAGACUUGUUAUCAGACGAUGAACUGGAAAGAGAACUAGAGCUUGAUGACUUAUCUUCUCUUGCAAGCGGAGAAGAAAUAGACGAUGAUGAUUUAAUGCUAGAGCUUGAAGAAAUGAUUAACUCUUAGUGACUGAUUGUAGGUAAUUUCCAAUAAACAUAUUCAUCCCACAUUGAACGAGGCAAAACGUUUAGUCCAAAGUUAGAGUAGGGUCUUCCAAGCAGCUCAUUUCCCAUAGGCCAAUCAACCAACUUAAUUCCUUAUCUGAGCGGCAACUAUUGUCAUCUUGUCAUUUAUUGUCGAAUUUUCCUUCAUUACCUACGUGCUCCUUCCUCUUUUGAAAUAUAGUCAAAAUACUCUACCUGCGUCCUUAGCCUCUCUUUGAUGUGAGUAUACAAGGUCUGUUCCUUGACGCAAUAUCUUCAAAGUGUUUCGGUUUCUGAUUUUGCUCAGUAUGCGAUCUGCAACAAAGAACUCUUUUACAACAGUCAAUAGGAAGCAUACGAUAGUUCUCCAUGUUAGUAGUUAACAAAGUUAGAUCUGAUUUUUGGUAUUUUGGCUUUUUGAUGUCGCUGGUCGUCGGCUUGUUUGUUUUCAAUGUUUUCGGGUCAACUUCCUUUUUUUCAUAAUGCAGCUUUGAAGUUUCUUCCCCCUUUGCAAUAUUCACUCUUUAAUAUAAUAUAUAACUUAUUACUUACAAAACAUCUAUAGAACUCAGUGAAUUAUGCAGGUCUGAGUUUUUAUCGAGUCUCAAGGUUUCCAUCGUUUUUCAAUCAGUCUCUUGGCCAUAAUGUCAUAAUCCUACUUUGCAGUCAUAGUUUCAAUUUCUCAUUUGCUUUGCAAUACCUUUUGACAAAGACAGAACAAAAGUUUUGAUAUGCCUUAAGUUAGAAUAACAUGCAAUCGUCAGUUUUUAUUGAUUAACAUGAAACAUUCCAUUGUUCUGUCUUGUAUAUGUUUUCUUUGGGAUAAUUUACGGACUGUGACCUGCUUGAUGGGAAUGGCAAUACGCACUUUUGUCUUUCUCUGAGGCGAUGUCAGGCUUCAGACCCAUUUCACUAGUUCUCUGAUCCAGUUUCAAAUCCUUAUUGUCAUAUCUCAGAGGGAAUCUUUCCAAACAACCUCCUUUAAAAGAGCAUUUAUUCUUCUCUUUCACUUGUUGCUGUAGCCAAUACAUUUGACAAUCAGCCUUAGUAGUUUGACGCUUUCACUUUUUCGAAUCUUCAACCACUCUUUUCAAAACAUGGUUGUAUUUUGUGGAUGCCUGAGAAAAGGCCUUUACGGGUAGAACAAAGUCCUGAGCUGUAAAUAUUUAAGAAUGGAUUGCUACUUCGUCGAUUUUGCCAGAAUCAGUCAUAUAGGAUAGCAUGUAAUUAAUAUAUAGGUGUAGUGUUAUGGUAACAGUUCGUAGGAAUUGUGGCCUAACUAAUCGCAACUCCAUCUACUUCGGUUAAUAAUGUAUUCACGGGCUGGGAAUCAUAAUGCAUAGAUUAACAGAAUAACAGGCACGUCCAAGCCAGCGGUUUGAUUUGCCAUAUUCUACAAUUCAGAGACAACUGUAUAAUGAGUAAAUCCAGUCUUAACAUUACUUUGGCAGAAUGUUUUGUACAGAAAUGAUGCCUUGGCGUUAUCAAUGUAUUUUUAAUUUCACUUGUAACAAUAGCUUGUAAAUACGUUUGUAAAAAUUGGCGUUUUGUGGCUGGAAAACUUUGUAUUUUGUGAUUAUACGCAGGCAGUAUUAUAAACGAGGCAACAGUGUGAUAGAAUUGUAAACGAGGUGGUAGUGUGAUGCUACAGAAACUUAUAUGUACCUGUUUUGUUCUCGUGUUGUACUAGGAAUUUGUUAGAAUUUACCACUGACGAAUAAAAUGUUGUUAAUUAGU